This is a messenger RNA of Rhizophagus irregularis DAOM 181602=DAOM 197198, 786 nucleotides long. RefSeq lists its product as uncharacterized. NCBI's taxonomy places the organism in Eukaryota, Fungi, Glomeromycota, Glomeromycetes, Glomerales, Glomeraceae. The record is from RefSeq and is a predicted model, not a curated record.
AUGAGAUAUACAAAUUAUUUAGAGCCACUUAUCAACCAAGUUAACCGUGGUCCAUUCACAGAUAGUGAGAAAAACUACAUUUAUGAAUGGGUUAGUAGUCGUCUAAAGGAUAAGGAUAGUGACAUGAUUCGAUGGGAACUUUUACAAAAUGAAAUUCAAAAAGAAUAUGGUCAAUUCCGUUUACGAAAUGAUCUUAAAUACCAAUGGAAUUGUAAGAGAAGACAAAUUUCGCGGAAGUGUAUUACAGAUACAGAAUAUCUUUCUACUCUUCAUGAAGAUGACGAAAGAACACCACAAUCUAACCUCACAGAGGAGAAAAUAAAUUGUAUGGAGCCACUUGUCGGCAAAGUUAAUCAUGAUCCAUUCUCAGAAAGUGAGAAAAGCUACAUUUAUGAAGAUUGUGACGUGUUUCGAAGGGGUAAAUUCUGUUUACGAAAUUAUCUUAAAUAUCAAUGGAAUCGUAUGAGAAGACAAAUUUCGCGGCUAUAUAAUACACCAAAUACAGAAUAUCUUCCUAUUCUUAAUGAAGAUGAUGAAAGAACACCACAAUCUAAUCUCACUGAGGAGAAAAUAAAUUGUAUGGAUCCAUUUGUCUGCAUAGUUAAUCAUGAUCCAUUCUCAUAUAGUGAGAAAAGCUACAUUUAUGAAGAUUGUGACGUAAUUCGAUGGGAACUUUUACAAAGUAAAAUUCAAAGAAAAUAUGGUAAAUUACGAAAUGCUCUUAAAUCCAAAUGGAAUCGUAAGAAAAGACAAAUUUCACGGCACAUAUUCUUUCUAAUAUUAUAA